Auanema sp. JU1783 is the source of this 2664-nucleotide messenger RNA. NCBI's taxonomy places the organism in Eukaryota, Metazoa, Nematoda, Chromadorea, Rhabditida, Rhabditidae. The record is from the annotation of a GenBank genome assembly.
AUGAUCGUAAAACAGAUUUUGGGAGGAACGACUUCUGCUUUAGGACAGAUUUCUAAAAACUGUGGCAUCGAAGAUAUCGCUGCUCGUUUACAAAAGCAACAAAACGGAGUAUCAAACGGGUCAUCAGAAAACAUGAACACAGUACUAGCGGAUGAACCAAGUGAUCCUGGCUCGAUCUAUAAUAACACACCACUCAUGACAUUGAUAUGUGAUGACUGUGGGCUUGAAAAGAAUAGCUCAGAAGAAAUGGAGGUUCACAUUAAAACAGAGCAUCUACGUUGGCUCCCCUUCCAAUGCCCGAUCUGUUUAUGUGAGCGAGCAUCUGAUGCUCAAAUGCGUGAACAUGUUCAUGUUAUGCACAGAAAAGUUAUGCACAAGUUUAUCUACGCCGACAACAUCACUGCGAAACGAGAACUUCAAAAGCUUAUGGAUCGUUCGUUGAGUAAUGCUAUUACACGCAAGAAAGCAGAAUCAGCAAAAGAUAAAAACAAUAGUAAUUCUAACGGCUCAUUAAUGCAAUUGGAUAAUAUGAGAAAUUCGUUCAUUAUAGAUGAGAAUUUUAAGAAUCCAAAAUUCGACUUAUCUGAGUCUCCUCCAGCCGAGCCGAUGCCUGGUACCGUGUCUGAAGGUCGUAAACGUCCCCAUGUUGAAAUUACGGAAGGCUCAUCAAGCACAGAUGCUCUACUGGCCUGUAUCAGUCGGGCAGCCACCGCAGCUGGAGCAUUCAUAGAUGGUGAAGUUAUGGACGAAGAAAACCCACUGACUUCCUUGUUCUCCUCUAAGAAAUUGAAAGCGGAUAUUGAUCAAUUGAUAGAAAAUAGUGCUCAUAAUGAAACUGAACUCGAAGGAUAUGGAGAUGAGAAUGUUCUUGAAGCCUUGAAUCCUUUAUCUGUCCUUGAUGAUGUGGCUGCUUUGUUUGGCCAGACAGAUGGUAGGAUUGAAGAAGCCGCAGUUGAGAAACGCUCAAACAAUGCAAAAUCUAGCCAAGUUAGCAAAAAACGUGUAUUAGGAGAAUGUAGUAAAUGUAACAAGCCUGUUACGGCCGGUGCUCGACAGAUGCACAUGUUUUUCCAUUUGGCCAAAGAUCACGGAACGUAUCGUUUCCGGUGUAAAUUCGAAGGUUGCCAAGUCGAACAUUAUCGAAAAGACCAAAUGGAAAAUCAUCAGUCAAAAGUUCACGGCAAGAUUGAUCCGGAUAUGAUGGAGGACCGUUCAUUAGAACUUUUCCAGCGUUGUCAGGAAUUGAAUCAUGAGCUUUUUGUAUCCAACCGAUCUCUGAUAUCUACAAUAUUUCCAAAGCAGGAGUUGUCAAUGGAACUAUUAGGCACUAAGAACGGUAGCACACCGGGACCAACAGCGGUUAAAGCUGAAGCAACUUAUCAGGCUCAGCAAGCUGCUAAUAAAACUCGAGGGCAAAAUUCAGCUGCAGCAAAAUCUCCGGCCACUAUGUCGAAUUCUCUUAUAACUGGUCGUGGCAUUACAGAUGACGAGCAUCCUUUGGAAUGCCGUUUAUGUGGAAAAACUAUGCAGAACAGAAUAAGAGGUUUCCACAUCUUGUGGCAUAUGGCCAAAGAUAUGGGUAUCAAUAGAUACAUUUGUAAAUUUUGCGGUUUCGGUCACGAUCGUUCUCAGUCCGUGCAAACUCACGGAAAGAAAGAACACGGUACUGAAGAUGUAGUUCAAGAUCGCAUUAACGAGUAUGAAGAGGAAGUAAAGCAGAUGUCACAGAAAUGUUUUGGAUUCCAAGCACUGUUCUCUCAAGAUAACAAGCGUCGAAGCAAAAUUCCAGUAACUAUGCCAUCAUCGAAAAUGAAGAAAGAGGACGGUGAAGGAACUAACAGCGAACAGGAUGAAACGAACGCCAGUCGGUUCCAGGAAGAAGAGCCUAACACAAUGGACGAGACUGAGACAGAACCGUUUUUGGAGACUGAAAAUAAGCCAGACUUAACACCUCUAACAGAAACAGUCUCCGAUUUAAAAGACGGCAGUUCGUUUGAUCUCAAGAGCAGUUUAGAAGCUCCCACCAAAGAAGAAGCUACUGAUGAGGACUCUUCACCUUCUCGAACACCUGCUCGGAAGAAACGAUCGAACGGGAAAUUUCCUAGAUUUGGUCUUCGACGACCAGCUUCUAAAGUUAAAAAAUUAGAAAUGGCCAAGCUAAGAGAGAUCAGUCUACUUCUUGGUGGUGCUCACUACUACAAGAAGAAAACUACAGAGAUGGCUUCAUGUGAAUUAUGUGGAAAACUAACUAAUUCGAGAUUGGGUGAGCAUGCUUAUACUCAUAUGGAUCAACAUCUGUACCUAUGUCCUAAAUGCGAUUUUGGUGGCACUGGACGUGACAAUGUUUCAAAGCAUAUUCGUGAAGUACAUGACAGUAACGAUCGACCUGUAGACAAUCGACUGAAGUAUGCCGAAGAUAUCAAAGGAACUAUCAAAAAAUGCUACCCAACCCUCUUUGUCGAUAUGCCUACUCCUACUGCUCAGGAUAUUGGAAAGCUAAGGCAACAAAUGGGUUCUACUGGUGCUCGAAUCGUGGGUGUAUCAACGGAUAACGAAGAAAAUGAGGAUGAACAAGACCAAGACCACGAGCAUGACGACGAAGAACUGGACGAAGAAGAAGCUAGCUUCCCUCUAACUAUCGGAUAUAUAAGUCCUGAACAAUGA